AUGUCGGGGGCGACGCGAUUGACAUUCUUGUACCCGCAUCUGCUGCGGGCGACCUCGAGAGCGCAGCCGCAGCAAUGGGCGGCAACUGCGAGUCACCGCGCCACCUGGGCUGCGGUCAACCCGAAACGAUCCGUACACGCCCCGCGGCGAGCCAAGAGCUCGUUUGCGCCGAGGCAUGGCAAAGCCGUGGCGCCGGAGGAAUGGGAGCUGCAAAAAGACGAGGCCACUGAGGAAGAAGACGGAGUCGCCACUGCUGAGAACAAGGCCGGCGACGAUGCACCCGUGACGCUGGGAACCGAUGAACCGACGCAGGCUGACGCUGCGCCCACGAAGCCAGAGGCGGCCACACCCCCAAAGCCAGAAUCCGCCGCACCGACGACGAAGACCGAGGCGGGCGACGUCGCGGCGCCGCCCGACGUGAUCCUGGCCGCGGCGCCCCAAGCGCCACCACCGCCGCCUGCCGCUGACAAAACGGGAGCCAAAACGGAAGGCACUGAGCCGGACAAGCCAUCGCGGACGACCGACGGCAGCCGAGAACCGACAGCCGAAGAGAUCAAGACAGCGCUAGCCAAGGAGGCCGCCAAGUCAAGCGGGCCGCUCGAAGCGGUCCUGCACAUGCAGCCGCCGGAGAGCAUGGCGCCGCAGCACCAACCGUCCAUGUCGCCGCCGCCGUACGAGCACCACUUUGACAGCUACUCGCUUGUGAAGCACCUCGAGGUAGAGGGCGGGUACACGACGCAGCAGGCCAUCAUGUCGAUGAAGGCGAUCCGGAAGCUGCUGGCCAAGAACCUGCACGUGGCGCAGCAGAGCCUCGUGAGCAAGAGCGAUGUGGAGAAUGAAACAUAUCUGUUUUCCGCCGCGUGCUCGGAACUCAACACUGAAGUCAAGAAUAAUCGGCGCAUCGCCGAGGAGGAACUUCGUCAGCAGCGGACGCACCUCCAGCACGAGGUGGACAUUUUGACGCAGUCACUGAACCAAGAGGUCGCGACGCUCAACGACACGGUCAAGGGCAUGUACAACGAUCGCAAGCAGGCAGUGCGCGAGGAGCAAAAGGCCAUGGACAGUGCAAUUCAAAAAAUCAGCUACAAAAUCAGCAUCGACCUCACGUCCGACGCCAAGACGGAGAUUGAGGGUGUGCGAUGGGUGCUCAUCUGGCGCUCGGUGCUCGGCAUCGUCGUCAUGGCCUUUUUGACGCUCGGCACGCUGCGCCUGGCGACGUACGAGAAGCAGCGCAAGCAGGAGGAGGAGCGCGUGCGCAAGGCCGAAGAGGGCCAGCGGCGCGCCGAGGAGGCCAAGCAGCGCCGGGAAGAGGAGCGGGAGCGGCGCAAGGAAGAGGACAGGCGCCGGCGGGAGGACGACGAGGCGCGCAAAGAGGAGGUGAGGCGCAGGAGGGAGGUGCAGGCGCUGCAGCGGCAGGAGGACGAGGAGGAGCUCAAGAGAUAUGGCCCGCGCGAGGGCGCGGGUGAUGGCAGUAAGGCGGCCCAGGCAGUGGACGACGUGGAGAGCUUGUCGGCGAAUUAG
Cordyceps militaris CM01 is the source of this 1521-nucleotide messenger RNA. RefSeq lists its product as uncharacterized. The transcript has 3 exons. Gene Ontology annotation, cellular component: mitochondrion. Bases 1 to 1521 code for a protein of 506 amino acids. The record is from RefSeq and is a predicted model, not a curated record. Lineage: Eukaryota; Fungi; Ascomycota; Sordariomycetes; Hypocreales; Cordycipitaceae.